UUAAUAGCAAAUGCAUAAUCUAUAUAUGGUGUUUCAUGGGGAACUGAAUAAUGCGGAGUGUUGCUGGCCUUUUACUACACCCAUUCUGUAGGCCACAAUGCAAAUCACUGUAUAUGUACUAGGUUUCCUUCUAGCGGGGCUAGCGCUGACCCCGCCUCAAUUGGGUAAUUACUAUGUAAUUAGCUACAAACUAAUGUAAUUGCAGUAAAGCAUUCUAAAUUGUGAUCCAAACAUUUUGCACACCCUGUCAUUAUAGCUGAUAACAGAUGUUCUGUGGCUAAAGUGUAUACUACUGACUGUCAUCAAAGUUAUGUCACAAAUACUCACUGCUAUUUUAAAAUUAAACCUUUAUUUAACUAGGCAAGUCAGUUAAGAACAAAUUAUUAUUUACAAUGAUUGCCUACCGGGGAGCAGUGCGUUUGACUGUUGUUCAGGGGUAGAACGACAAAUCUUUACCGUGUCAGCUCAGGGACUCGAGCCAGCAACCUUUCGGUUACUGGCCCAAUGCUCUAACCACUAGGCUACUUGCCGUCCGUUUGGUAUGAUUCGUUUCCCCCUAAAGUUUUUCUCACAACUGUUCCUGAUGCAUGCAUUAACUUGAAUGCAAUAACAUUUAUACAAUAGAAUGAAGCAUUCCAAAUAUUCCCUGGUCUGGUAUUGAUUGACGAAGUAAGUAUAAUUUGAAGGGCCCUUCAUCUCAUCACAGAGAUCCCCUCUUCAGACGUCUGAUGACGUGUCUGCCAGAAUAUUACGCUGGGGAAGCAGUGGAGUGGAGUGCACUGAAUCACAUCAUCAGAUGAAUGCAGAAUUAGAAGCAAGAUUUGCAGAUGAGACCAAAAUGCAUAUUCCAGUGCACCGCACGCUUUCCACAAGGUUUCUCUCGGACCAGUAGUUGUUUUUACAAAUUCAUGAAGAUUUGACAGAGAUGCUUUUCGUGGAGGCGUUGAAUGACUCACUUUGAGGAAGUUGCUGAUGUAGAGGAAAAAAGGUCGACAUGGCCUGCUCUUCCCCUUAUCCUGGGGCUCUCUUUAGGAUGCAGCCUGAGCCUGCUGAUGGUCUCCUGGACCCAGGGAGACACAGAUGACUCGUGUGGAGAUGAACUGGGCAAUGGGGGUCUCUUCCUGGGUAGCAAUAGGAGAGACCCCCCAGAGGACCAGAGAGGUGGUCCUGGGAAUGAGGACUUCCAGCCCCGCAUCGUACCCUACCACAAGGACCCCAACAAACCACACAAGAAGGUCCUCAGGACGCGCUACAUCCACACUGAACUGGGCAUCCGAGAACGCCUCCUGGUGGGUGUGCUGACCUCGCGGGCCACUCUUAACACGCUGGCCGUGGCGGUGAACCGCACCGUGGCCCACCAUUUCCAUCGCACCUUCUUCUUCACGGGCCUGCGCAGCCCCAAGGUCCCCCACGGCAUGGCGGUGGUGGCCCACGGCGACGACCGGCCCGUGUGGCUGAUGUAUGAGACGGUGCGCCACUUGCACCAGCACUACGGCUUGGACUACGACUGGUUCUUCCUGGCCCAGGACGACACCUACAUGCAGGCCGAGAGGCUAGCCGAGCUGGUGGGCCACCUCAGCGCCGGUCAGGACCUCUACAUGGGCCGGGCUGAGGAGUUCAUCGGUGGGGAGGAGAGGGCCAGGUACUGCCACGGGGGUUACGGCUACCUGCUCUCCCGGAGCUUGCUGGCACGCCUGCAGCCCCACCUGGACACCUGCCGCAAUGACAUCCUCAGCGUGAGGCCUGACGAGUGGCUGGGCCGCUGCAUCAUCGACUACCUGGGUCUGAGCUGUGUAGAGGUGCACCAGGAGAUGACGUAUCGCUACUUUGAGCUGGGGAAGAAUGCAGACCCAGAGCGAGAGGACAGAGCCCAGUUUAAGAAUGCCUUCACGGUCCACCCUGUGUCAGAACCCAGCCUCAUGUACCGCCUGCACAAACGCUUCAGCCAGAUCGAACUGGACUGGACCUACCUACAGAUACAGCAGCUGCAGGUCCAGAUCAACAACCUGAGUGAGCUGACACCAGAGGGGAAGUCGGGGGCCACCUGGCCCAUCGGGGUCAACCCCCCUUUCAGGCCCAAAACCCGAUUCGAGGUCAUAAACUGGGAGUACUUCACAGAGGAACACAUUUACUCGUGCCCUGACAGCUCCCCCAAGUGUGAGCUGCGUGGCGCAGACCGGGCCGACGUGAGCGCCGUGCUGGAGACGGCCGUGGAGCGCCUCAACGAGCGUUAUCAGCCCCAGCUGCGCUUCAGGAAACGGCAUCUGCUCAACGGCUACCGGCGCUUCGACCCCACUCGAGGCAUGGAGUACGUGCUGGACCUGGCCCUGGAGGCUUUCACCCAGAAGGGUCACAACCAGGUCAUCGCCAAGCGGGUCAGCCUGCUCCGCCCUCUCAGCACCAUCGAGAUCAUCCCCAUGCCCUACGUGACGGAGGCCACCCGGGUGCAGGUUAUCCUGCCAGUCACAGCCAACGAGCAGGACUAUGUGAGCAACUUCCUGGACAUGUACGUGAUGAACACUCUGGACACGCAUGACAACGUCCUGCUCACCUUCCUGUUUGUCUACGACCCCUUCGACGCCCAACGGAUCAGUCAAGCUGACGUGUUCGCUGGCAUCAAGGCCAUGAUUGGCGAGGUGGAGAAGCGCUACGGUGACGUGAAGAUCCCCUGGAUCAGCGUGAAGACGGAGGUGCCGUCGCAAGUCAAGCUGAUGGACAUCAUCUCCAAGAAGCACCCGGUGGAUACGCUCUUCUUCCUGGCCUCGGUGUGGACCGAGGUCAACGCUGACUUCCUCAAUCGCUGCCGCAUGAACGCCAUCAGCAACUGGCAGGUGUUCUUCCCCAUCCACUUCCAGGAAUUCAGCCCGGCUAUCGUGUACCGCGACCAGCAGCCCUCAGCCGCCUCCUCCUUCACCGCCGAGGCGCUGCGUGAUGGACGCUUCGACCGCCACGUCUUCGAAGAGGCCUGCUUCUACAACGCCGACUACAUGGCGGCGCGCACCAAGAUGGCCGCCGACAUCCUAGACAACGAUGAGCUGCUGGAGAGCAUGGACGUGUACGAGAUCUUUGUGCGCUACUCGGGCUUGCACGUGUUCCGGGCGGUGGAGCCAGCGCUAGUGCAGAAGUACGUGCGGCGGGCGUGCAACCCGCGCUUCAGCGAGGACAUCUACCACCGCUGUGUGCUCAGUAACCUGGAGGGCCUGGCCUCGCGAUCCCACCUGGCCAUGGCCCUUUUUGAGCAGGAACAGGCCAACAGCACCUAGGUGGUCUAGUGGGGCUCUUCCACUGCAGCACUGGUGUCACGCUAGACUUUUCUGGACCAGGCCUCAGAAGACAACAUCUAUGGGCCUAACACUGGUGCAGUGCCUGACAGUGGAAAUGCACCAUACUGUAGGUCUACCAUCUAAUGACAUUAUGAACCUCAACCACACUGCCUCGACUUUUAGACAAGGCAUGUUAUGGGAUGCUUAAUCUUCAGACGGAUCCCGAAGGACCAAGGAAUAAGGACCCAUGUGCAAUCUUAGGCCUGCGAAGACUGAGGAGCAAUAUUACAACGUGUAUUCCUGCUAACUGUGUGUGCAGGCGAACAGAACUCUGUGCUUUCACACCAAUGGUAGUCCAAGGAGAGGCUCUAUUGGGAGGUGAUGAAUGAACAAUGAACAGCAUUGAUGUCUAUUUAGGGCUGGGCAGUAUACUGUAUUUUACUAUGUACUUUUAUUGAUGCACGGACCAGUUUGUGUUUAUACUUUAUCUUCUAUAACGGUAUUUGUGAUACGUCACUCUGGCUCGUGUAAUGUCAGUUUUUAUAGUUUACUCCGUUUGCUCCUGCAUGCCACUUCCCCAUGUGCUUAUCUCUCUUCCCCUGCCAAUCCCUGCCCCCGUCACUGUUGGCUGUCAAUGCUGUGCCGUUCACUUUGUCUGCAUGGUCAGAUGUUACCAGAUGUUAGUGAUUUCCACUUUGCUUAAUAUACAUUCACAAACGUUCUAUAAUUACAUUAUUUUUUGUAUAUUACAGUCUGCAAACUAGUCAUUUGUCUUUUGAGAGACGCUAAAUAGUUUGGGCUAAUUGCUAGUUAGCUGACUAGCAAGCUAGCUAAAUGUACUCAGAGAAAACGUAGCUAGCUAAUAAAGCCUGAUACCAGUACUGGUGUAGGCCUAGUUCAGCAUGUUGUUUAUGCAAAAGUAUCUUCUAAAUCAGAGAUGGAGAAGCAUGAAUAUGUUAGCUAGUGCUAGCUAACUACAUGAAGUAAGAGAAAACAUGUAAUGUAACAUUAGGGUCCACUGGGAAACACUGACCAACACUUUGGUUCCUACCAUGUCACAAUAAUUCCUCCCUGGCUUUUUCAUUCAUUGUCAUGUCAAACAACAAUGAAUUCAAAGUACUGUCCACCAUAUUCCAACUAUAGAAUUCGAAUAAUCAUUCUAUUUCCAUGAUUCCAACAGUUCACCAAUUAAUUAGGACUAUAUGUUUUGCCCAUAUCAUGCAGCCCCACGUGGCAGUGUGUAAAUGAUAACAAAUGAGUGCAGGAAAUGCAGAAAUAUCGAUAUCGAAGAUAUUUUGGCCAUUUUGCCCAGCCCUAUGUCUGAUGUUUGCAAUGUUUUGUUUUGCCUUGAGAAAAUCACUAUGAGCUAUAUGUCUUCCUUCAUGACUGUACUGAUUUAUGAUGCUAAUACUGGAAUUAAAGAUAAUUAAGUGUCUUAUGUGUCUUUCAAUUUACACUUAGUUUGUUCAGUAUGUCAAACCUGUAGAGUGUAGUUUGUUUCAUUCCCUCGAAAAUGUGGUCUGUUUUUUAUUUUUCUACGGUGAUUAAAGGCAGAUGUCGCAUUCUGAA
Messenger RNA from Oncorhynchus mykiss (rainbow trout), 4832 nucleotides. RefSeq names its product chondroitin polymerizing factor 2 (gene chpf2). The record is from RefSeq and is a predicted model, not a curated record. Gene Ontology annotation, molecular function: glucuronosyl-N-acetylgalactosaminyl-proteoglycan 4-beta-N-acetylgalactosaminyltransferase activity. Gene Ontology annotation, cellular component: Golgi cisterna membrane. Lineage: Eukaryota; Metazoa; Chordata; Actinopteri; Salmoniformes; Salmonidae.